Molecule: messenger RNA, 1206 nt
Organism: Ceratosolen solmsi marchali
Lineage: Eukaryota; Metazoa; Arthropoda; Insecta; Hymenoptera; Agaonidae
Product: serine/threonine-protein kinase fray2
Exons: 3
Coding region: 259-1149 (296 amino acids)
Molecular function (GO): 5'-3' exonuclease activity; 3'-5' exonuclease activity
Source: RefSeq, a predicted model, not a curated record
AUAUUUACAUAGUAGUAGAUAUUCAUAAAUUAUUCAAUCGUAUCAAAAAAGUGAUUUUUGUGAAUCAAAUAUGUAUUGAAAAUUGAUAAAAUAACCUGCAGCGACGUCGCCUCCUUGCGGCCAUUUAUUCGCUGGAGUGACGUAACGACCGCUGCUGCUGCUCCUUUUCAUCAUUAGUCGCCAUUUUGUUUUCAUCGAAAGAGCAGAAUAAGGUCAGGGAGAGUCUAUCCAGACGUGCGAUCAACUUCCAACCGCAUCAUGGACUUGGAUUCAAGAGAUUCAGACAGUUCGUUGGAGAUGCCACCAGCACCAUCGCCGCCUAUGCUUAGCUCUAGCGACACAUACAGAAGUCGCAGGAGGUCGCCAACACCAGAUAAACGACGAAGAAGACGUAGCAGCAGUGGAUCCAGAUCUUUGAGCAGAUCUUAUAGGCGGUCUAGAUCGUCAGAACGUGACAAAGACAGGGAUCGUGAUCGUGAUCGUGAUCGUGAUAGAGAUAGAGAUAGAGAUAGAGAUAGAGAUAGAGAUAGAGAACGUGAUAGGGAUAGAGACAGAGAUAGGGACAGAGACAGAGACAGAGAUAGAGAUAGAGAUAGAGACAGGGAUAGGGACAAAUCCAAGAAAUACUCAAGGUGGGAAAGAUCAAGAUCUAGAUCAAGGUCUAGAUCUAGGUCCAGAUCCAAUUCAAAGUCUAAAGAAAGGAGGUACAGCCCAAGUAGAAAUCGCAGUAAAGAUAGUCAGAAGCACUCUAAGGAUAAUAGAAAACAUAGAGGCCUGACGAGUUCUAGUAGCUACCGAAGUUCGUACUCCCGUUCAUCCUCACAAUCACAAUACGUAGUCCAACCAAAUGCUUUCAAAAAUGAUGGAAGUUUUAUGGAAUUAUUCAAAAAGAUGCAGGAAAAAAUGCCUGCUACUGCGUCUCAGCCAGCACCGUUUGUCCUGGAAGAAAAGCCAGUUGCACCUCCUCCAUUGAUGGUGGGUAAGAGAAGAGGGGGUAGAAUAUUAAAGACUGGAAUGGUAGAAAAACCAAAGACUGAGCAACCAGUUGAACAGCCUAAAGAUGCAUGGUCAAUGUAUAUGGCUGAAGUGAAGAAGUAUAGAGAAGUUUGCUGUCAGGAGGAGGAUAAUACCAGAUCGUUGGUUAAAUAAAUUCAUCAUUGAUCUUAUAAAACAAUGAAAUUCAUAAAAUACUUCAAUUCUACUAUU